AUGUUGAUAGUUACUUCCACAUUUUUCUCCAAUACUUAUAUUUUGUACCAUGAUUUUCAAAUGAAGCUACAAGAAACUAGUUUAUCAUACAUUAUUCUCGUUUUGGUUCCAAUUUUAUCAGUUUCAUAUUUAUAUUUUUACAACAAUACAAAUUCAAGAUUGAAAUCAGCAAUCAACUUAAUUUUGAUCAAUUUAUUAAUUAUCUUGAACAAUACUUUUGAAUUGUUUUCCUUUAAAUAUUUGAUUUAUAUGAAUUUAAAUUUAAGUGAUAGAAGAAUGAUGUGGAAAUUUUGUCAGUUUGCAAUUUGCAGUGCUGUAACACAAGGAAUAUAUAUUGGUUUAGAAACCUAUUAUGAUGAUAAAGGUGAGUGGUUUUUCAGUAAAGACGCACCAAUUGAAGAGUUUUUAUUAUUAUCGAAUACUUUAAAAAAUACAUAUUUGAAAAUUUGGAAUAAUGGCUUGUACUAUGCGAAUAGGAAUUAA
Lodderomyces jiufengensis is the source of this 483-nucleotide messenger RNA. RefSeq lists its product as uncharacterized. The transcript has a single exon. Bases 1 to 483 code for a protein of 160 amino acids. The record is from RefSeq and is a predicted model, not a curated record. NCBI's taxonomy places the organism in Eukaryota, Fungi, Ascomycota, Pichiomycetes, Serinales, Debaryomycetaceae.